CACUGCCGCGCAUGCGCGACAACUCCGGGUUUCCGAAGCUCUUCCUCUGCUCCAGCAGCGCUGAGGUGGCUUUGACCAGAGAGGAAUCGCUGCGAUGGCCGAGGGCAGCAGCGCCGGGGAGGUAGCUGCUUUGCCGGUGUCGGGGCCGCCCAGCAGUCUUGGCAAUGGGGCUAGCGGAGCCGCAACUCAGAGCAACAACCCGCUGUCUCGGAAGCUGCACAAGAUACUGGAGACAAGGCUGGAUAAUGACAAGGAGAUGCUAGAAGCUCUCAAGGCACUUUCAACCUUCUUUGUGGAAAAUAGCUUACGAACCAGAAGAAAUUUACGUGGAGAUAUUGAACGCAGAAGUUUAGCCAUCAAUGAGGAAUUUGUGAGCAUAUUCAAGGAAGUAAAGGAGGAACUUGAAAGUAUAAAUGAAGAUGUACAAGCAAUGAGUAACUGUUGUCAAGACAUGACAAGUCGCCUGAAGGCAGCAAAGGAACAGACUCAAGAUUUGAUUGUAAAAACUACUAAACUUCAAGCAGAAAGUCAAAGGUUGGAAAUAAGAGCUCAAGUUGCAGAUGCCUUCUUAUCUAAAUUCCAGCUGACUUCAGAUGAAAUGAGUCUUCUCAGAGGCACAAGAGAAGGACCUAUUACAGAGGAUUUUUUCAAGGCAUUAGGAAGAGUAAAACAAAUUCAUAAUGAUGUCAAAAUUCUUUUGCGAACAAACCAACAAACUGCGGGUCUAGAAAUAAUGGAACAGAUGGCCUUACUUCAAGAAACUUCCUAUGAACGACUUUACAGAUGGGCUCAAAGUGAAUGCAGGACUUUGACACAAGAAUCAUGUGACAUAUCUCCAGUACUUACCCAAGCUAUGGAAGCCCUGCAGGACAGACCAGUAUUAUAUAAGUAUACCUUAGAUGAAUUUGGGACCGCUAGAAGAAGUACAGUUGUUCGUGGGUUUAUUGAUGCUCUUACAAGAGGUGGCCCAGGAGGGACUCCUCGACCUAUUGAAAUGCAUUCUCAUGACCCUUUGAGGUAUGUGGGAGACAUGUUGGCUUGGCUCCAUCAAGCUACUGCUUCUGAAAAGGAACAUCUUGAGGCAUUAUUAAAAAUGGUAACCAUACAAGGUGUUGAUGAAAACAUUCAAGAAAUAGUUGGGCAUAUCACUGAAGGAGUUUGUAGGCCUCUAAAGGUCCGAAUUGAACAAGUAAUAGUUGCUGAGCCUGGGGCAGUUUUAUUAUAUAAAAUUUCUAACCUCCUUAAAUUCUAUCACCAUACAAUCAGUGGUAUUGUGGGAAAUAGCGCAACCACAUUGUUGACCACCAUUGAAGAAAUGCAUUUGCUAAGCAAAAAAAUAUUCUUCAAUAGCUUGAGUCUCCAUGCAAGUAAACUAAUGGAUAAGGUUGAACUCCCACCACCUGAUCUUGGACCAAGCUCUGCACUAAGCCAGACACUCGCAUUAUUGCGUGAAGUUUUGGCAUCUCAUGACUCUUCAGUUGUGCCACUAGAUGCUCGUCAAGCAGAUUUUGUACAGGUUUUAUCAUGUGUUUUGGAUCCUUUACUCCAGAUGUGUACUGUAUCUGCUAGUAAUUUAGGCACAGCUGACAUGGCUACUUUCAUGGUCAACUCUUUGUAUAUGAUGAAGACAACACUAGCACUCUUUGAAUUUACUGACAAACGCCUAGAAAUGUUACAAUUUCAGAUUGAAGCACAUUUGGAUACACUUAUAAAUGAGCAAGCAUCUUAUGUGUUAACCAGAGCAGGUCUGAGUUAUAUCUAUAACACUGUACAGCAACAUAAACCAGAACAGGGUCCCUUAGUUAACUUGCCCAGCCUGGAUUCAGUCUCACUGAAGGCAGCAAUGGUUCAGUUUGAUCGCUAUCUUUCUGCCCCAGAUAAUUUGUUAAUGCCACAGCUGAAUUUCCUUCUAAGUGCCACAGUAAACUCCGUGACCUUGGUGUGCAUGAAUGUCCUGGCAAAUACUCUCAAAAGCAUCAACAAUACUGAGAAGUGAGGAAAACUCCAGGUUCUUAUUAGGCCAUGCUCUAAAGUAAUUGUCCAGUUCUUAACUGUGAUGAUGAAGCACAGUUAUAUUGACAAAUUUGAGAUCCUUGAUGAUCACAGAGUAGGAAAAAUUAUUAUGAACCUCAUGGGCAGAGCCCCAGAUUUGAUGUUCAAUUGAAAGAUUUGGAAAAGUGCUAAAAUAAUCUGCUACCAUCCCAUCAAUUUGAGUUCAUUGUGCUUACAACCUCAGCUGACAUCAUGAACCAUGAGGAAGCAAGAUGAAAACACACAGGAGGAAAAAUCCUGGGAUUCUUUUUCUAAGGCUGUAAAAUAUAUAUAAAUAAAAUGCUCCAAUGGGAAAAAAUUAUUAUUUAUUCAUUCUUAGCAUUCUUUUCUUUUUAAAAUUUUAGUCCCAAAUUCUUUCCCUUUCCCUCACCCUAUCACCACCUAUUGAAAAGACAGAAAAUAUAUCAAUUACAUAUGUAAAAUCAUAUAAAACAUUUCCAUAUUAGCCAUAGUUUUUCAAAGGCAAGAAAAAGAUAAUGAAAAAAUUGUACUUCAAUCUCUCUCGAGGAGGAUAGCAUGUUUUCAUCAGAAGUCCUUUGGAGAAAUUGUCUUGGAUCAUUGUAUUGAUCAGAAUAGCCAAUUUUUUUCACAGUUGAUGAUCAUUAUAAUAUUGCUUUUACUGUACACAAUGAUCUCUCAGCUCUUCUCACUUCACUUUGACUCAGUUAAUAUAGGUCUUGCCACUUUUUUCUGCCACCACUCCCUUUUUUAUUUCUUAUAGCACAAUAGUACUCCAUUACAAUUAAAUGCCACAAUUUGUUCACCCAUUCCCAAAAUGAUGAUUCUGUCAAUUUCAAUUCUUUUUGCUACCACUAAAAGAGCUAGUAUUAAUAUUUUUGUACAUAUACAUACUUUUCCUUUUCCUUUUAUCUCUUUUGGAUAUAGACUUAAUAGUGGUAUUGCUCACUUAAAGGGUAUCCAUAGUUUUAUAGACCUUUAGGCAAAUGGUUUUCCAGAAUGGUUGGAUCAGUUCACAACUCUACCAAUUAUUUGUUAAUGUAUUCAUUUUUCUCUCACUCCUAACAAUUGUCAUUU
Messenger RNA from Monodelphis domestica (gray short-tailed opossum), 3087 nucleotides. The record is from RefSeq and is a predicted model, not a curated record. Lineage: Eukaryota; Metazoa; Chordata; Mammalia; Didelphimorphia; Didelphidae.